UGGACGAAGAACGAUCCCGUUCGUUCGUUCGUUCUUUCGUUCAGUCGCGAUCGUGGUGGCAUCCUGUUCGUAGUAUGUGUUCGUUGUUCUACCACGAUUCUAACACGCGACCAGUUCUUACAACGUACGAGUAUGCGAGCUCUCCUUGCAAACAUGAGCCAGGGUAAUUUUACCACGGUUUAUUCUCUUAGCGUGCAAAUUUUCUCAAUCGUGCGGAUACUUUUUUCAUAAUAUUUAUCGUUAUCGUCAAAAUAUCGAACAACCUUCGCUACUCUACCCCAAAUACAAGUAAAAUUUACAAUGGGAUCGUCGAAAGAGGAACGAUAUUAUCCAGAACCGGCAGCUAUUAGGAUAACCAAAAGAAGAUCAACGGCGUGUAGGAGAACGAUGAUGACGAACCGAGACGGAGCUAGACAAAUUCUAGAAGAGAGUGAAUGGGAGAGGUGACGUAUAGUUCAGCGAUGCGCAGGAGACGUGGCCUGGCUAGUGCCGUUCUGGGCCUUACGGUGGGUCUUGUGUUCGGUCUUCUGAUCAGUGGUUAUCGGAUACUCGUGUUAAACAAUAAUAUUCAACGAUCCGGUUGGUCUUCUUAUUCUUCUUCCUCCUUCUCAUCGUCGUUGUCGUUGUCAACAAUUUCUUCCGCGUUAAGAAGAAAUUAUUCAAUGGAGGAAGAAAUAGGACCUACAGUGCGAAAUAUGCCUAAAUUGUCGGACAACGAACAUAUCAACAGUUCCUCAGACAGUCUUGUAUUCGUUGGUGUUAUGACUGCGAAAAAAUAUCUCGAUACGAGGGCUAAAGCAGUUUACGAGACUUGGGGUCAAGAAUUACCCGGUAAAAUAGCAUUUUUCUCAUCGGAAAGUUCAACGGUGCCAAAUAAUUGUCCCGAUUUACCAUUGGUGCCGUUAAACCGAGUCGACGAUAGUUAUCCACCGCAGAAAAAAUCAUUCAUGAUGUUACAAUACAUGUGGAAUCAUUAUGGGAAUCGUUUCGAAUGGUUUUUCAGAGCGGACGAUGACGUUUACGUUAGGACCGAUCGUUUGGAAAGUUUUCUUAGGUCUGUCGAUUCGAGGAAACCGAUGUACAUUGGACAAGCCGGUAGAGGUAAUUCAGAAGAAUUUGGAUUACUUUCUCUCGAAUACGAUGAAAACUUCUGCAUGGGUGGUCCUGGUAUUGUUAUAUCGAGGGAAACGCUUAAAAGAAUAGUUCCUCAUAUUAAAUAUUGUUUGAGACACCUUUAUACAACGCACGAGGACGUUGAAAUUGGUAGAUGCGUUCAGAAAUAUGCUGGGAUUCCUUGCACCUGGAGCUACGAGAUGCAAUCAAUUUUUUAUCAUAAUAGCAGCGGAAAUCAGGCGUUUACGGGUAAUCUCAAGAGAAAGGAAGUACAUCGUGCCAUUACUUUACAUCCUAUAAAAAGUUCUCCGUACAUGUACAGACUUCAUAAUUAUAUGAGGGGAUUAAAAAUACAAGAUUUGCAACAAGACAAAAUAAAAUUGCAAAGGGAUAUCUAUUCGAUGAUUGAAGAAUUGGGUAUAAAUCAUGAUCAAUUGAAAAAUUAUGAAGUUGCCAUUGGUGUACCACUUUUUCCUGUUAAUCCUUAUUCCGAGGAUUAUCCUGGUGACACGGAGACAUUAGGUGUUCCUGUUGGACUUCGUACGUUCAAACCAACCACAAGCGAUGAAGUUAUCCCAUGGGAUUUCAUUUCUAAAUCGGAAUACAGUUUGGCCGAUUUCAAUCCCAGAAGACGAAUUCACAGUGACAUUAAAGAGGCUAUGGAUGAUAAUAUUAGGGAAGUAAUGAUUAAAAUAAAUGCCUGUUCGAGACAACGUGGUCGUGUUGUCGACGAAAGAUCUGCCCUAUAUGGUUACAGAAGAGUUAAUUCUUAUGGCGCUGACACUAUUUUAGAUUUACUUUUGGUCUAUCGUAAAUUUAGAGGGAAAAAAUUGACGAUGCCGGUUAGAAGACAUAUUUAUCUUCAUCAACAUUUCACCGGAUUAGAAAUACGAGAAAUGAUAAACGACGAUGAAUUGAAAGAAGAUAAUCGUAAAAGUGAAAAUAAAUUUCUACGAAAUAUAAUACCAUCGAGAUUUUUGGAUUUUAAUUUGAAAUUAAUUAAAAGUAAGGAUCGCAACAACGAAGAUAAAAUUAUACAUUUUAUAUUACCAUUGUCAGGACGAUACGAGGUAUUUCAAAGAUUCAUUCAAAAUUACGAAGAAGUAUGUUUAACGACUGGGGAACAAACAAAAUUGUUGAUAAUAUUGUAUCGGCAUAAAACAGAAGACACUUUGAACAAAACAUUGAAUUUGAUUGAACAAUUGAAGUACAAAUAUCGGAGUGCUAGUAUCGAUGUAAUUUUAAGUAAUGGUGAAUUUGCAAGGGCCAAUGCACUGCACGAAGGUGUCAUUCGUAUGAAAGACGAUGAUUUAUUAUUUUUCAUAGACGUAGAUAUUGUUUUUACGAGUUCUGCGUUAUAUCGUAUACGAUUAAAUACAUUAAUCAAUAGACAAAUAUAUUUUCCUGUUGUAUUUAGCGAAUACGAUCCGAAAAUCGUUUAUGGUGAUUCAAAGAUACAUGACAAAUAUGUUAUUACAGAAAUCACUGGUUAUUGGAGACAAUUUGGUUUUGGUAUCGUAUCCUUAUACAAAAAGGAUUACGAUACAAUUGGUGGUUUCGAUUUAUCUAUUCGAGGUUGGGGUAAAGAGGAUGUAAUAUUUUACGAUAAAGUUGUUAAAUCAAAGUUACAUAUUUUUCGAGCAGCUGAUCCAAAUUUAAUACACGUUUUCCAUGACGUUGAAUGUGGCAAAGAACUCUCCGAUACACAAUUGUCAAUGUGUAUGGGUACCAAGGCUGACACUUAUGCAGGCCCUGAAACAUUAGCUAAAAUUAUUUAUGAAAAUCCCGAAUAUUUCAAAUUUGCCAAGGAAAGACGAUUUAAAUUAACGAAGGCUGGAUCUUGAUAAUAAUAUAUAAAAGCCAAAAGUAUAAUAAUAAUAAUAAUAAUAUAGAUAAAUAAU
Messenger RNA from Polistes canadensis, 3014 nucleotides. RefSeq names its product chondroitin sulfate synthase 1 (gene Chsy). Gene Ontology annotation, molecular function: glucuronosyl-N-acetylgalactosaminyl-proteoglycan 4-beta-N-acetylgalactosaminyltransferase activity. The coding region runs from base 435 to 2957 and encodes 840 amino acids. Gene Ontology annotation, cellular component: Golgi cisterna membrane. The record is from RefSeq and is a predicted model, not a curated record. The transcript is spliced from 6 exons. Lineage: Eukaryota; Metazoa; Arthropoda; Insecta; Hymenoptera; Vespidae.